AAGAAGUUUAAACUGAACAAAAUCCAGAAAUAUAUGGUAGCUGAAACGGUUAUUCGUCUAAAUCGAUCUGACUAAUUCAGUUUUACCAUUUCGUGCUGUUUUUAUUUUCUUAUGAAGUUGUUGAGACAUUACAAAAUCAAAAUGGUCUAAUUGUAAUUUUGUUAUCAAACUGAAAUUUUCCUUAUGUAAAAUUAAAAUAUGGGAGAAACGUAAUUAUGUUAUGAUGUUUGAUGUAAAUAGGGCUGCAAACGAGCUGAGUCGAGUCGAGCUUUUGCUCAGCUUGUACUCGGCUCGUUUCAAAAAUUUUCGGCUCGAACUCGAAUUUUGAUCAUCCAGCUCGAGCUCGAGCUCGACUCGAUUAAAAAUAAUCCAGCUCGAGCUCGGCUCGAUAGAGCUCGAUAAAUGCUCAUUAACACAGCUUGUCAAGUUGAGUACAAGCUCGGCUCAAGAUGAGCUCGAUUUGAAACCAUUCUUUGCUGGAAAAUGUGUACAAAUAAGAAUAUUAUAAACUAAAAAUGAUAAAAAGAACACUAGAAACUAAAAAUAACAUCUAACUUCCAUACACAUCUUUCUUAACAUGAUAAUUUUCAUGUUCAAAAGAGUAAUUAAUCCUUCCACAAGCUCUAAACAAGCCAGCUCGCGAGCUUAGCUCAACAAGCCACCGAGUCAAGCUAGCUCACGACCUUAUCAAGCUGAGCAUGGUCUAGCUCAAACUUGGCUCGUUUACUAACGAGUCGGCUCGCGAGCCGGCUUGUUAAAUAACGAGUCGAGUGUCAAACGAGUUUUUUUCGAUUCGAACGCCGAGUUGCUCGCGAGCGGCUUGGCUCAUUUGCCGCCCUAGAUGUAAUAAAAGAAACCAAGGAAGUAAAUGAUUAAUAUGACUAAAAAAAAAGAGAAAAGGAAUAGAUCCAUUACCCUGUACUUAACCUAAUUUUUCUUUUAUCCAGAAAUCAGCUCAAAGAACCAGAACCUAAUUGUUCUUUUUAAAGGUAAACCUAAUUUUUUUAUGAUCAAACGUGGAACUCAGUAGUUAGGCGCGUGGGACGUAUCCAUCCGCUUUAAACCAAAAGGAAAAUUCCAUCCAACGUUCAAGCCGAGUCAAUCGCAAGUCAAUUUCACAAACACGUUGCCGGCUGGCUGCCAUCUCUCCCUCCCUACUAUAUAAACCCUGAACCAAAUCGGCGGAAGAAGAGAAAAAAGAGGGACACAGAGCAGAGCAACAAAGAAAGAGAGGGGAAAACUCAAAAAAGAAGAAGAAAGAAAAAGGAACGAGCAGAAAGAGACGAAAAAAAUUAAUCUCAAUCGACGCCGGCCGGUAAUAUGUGCUCAGUGGCAGUACCGGUUCCGAAAUCGCCGAUUUUCGCAUCGCCGAGGAUGCAAUCGAUCUUCUGCAAGCCAUGCCCCUCUCCGAGCAGCAUCCACAGCCCCCGAUCAACAGCCGUCGUGUCGUCGUCGCCGCGGCUGUCCCUGUCUUCUAGUUCUUCGCCGCCGACGUCGAUGUUAUCGCUGAGAGUGAACGAAGCGGCCGGGAAUCCCGGCGCGGUGCUCAAGAGGAAGAGGCCGGCGAGGAUAGAUAUCCCGGUGGCGACGAGAAGCUUGGGGUUGUGUUUGGAGACGCCGAGAUUGGCAGAGGAAGAGAGAUCAGAUGUGGUGGAGGUGGAAGGAGAUGGAUAUUCCGUUUAUUGCAAGAGAGGGAGGAGAGGAUCCAUGGAGGAUCGGUACGCAGCUUCCGUCAACGCUUCCGAUUCUAAGCAGGCUAUGUUCGGGAUCUUCGACGGACACGGUGGCGCGAGAGCCGCCGAAUUCGCCUCCAAGAAUUUGGGGGAAAACAUCUCCGCCGAACUAUCAUCGUCUUCUAGAUCUGACGAUAACGGAUUCCAAGAGGCGAUUAGAAAGGCCUAUUUGAAAACCGAUGCAGAUUUCCUCAACGAAAACGCUCACGGCGGAGCAUGCUGUGUCACGGCGUUGAUACAAGACGGAAACCUCGUGGUGUCAAACGCCGGCGACUGCCGCGCCGUGAUGAGCAGAGGAGGAGUCGCGGAGGCGCUCACGUCCGAUCAUCAAGCUUCUCGUCCCGACGAGAAGGAGCGAAUCGAGGCCCUCGGCGGUUAUGUGGAUUGCUGCAGAGGCGUAUGGAGGAUUCAGGGAUCUCUCGCCGUGACGAGAGGGAUCGGAGACGGGCAUCUCAAGGAGUUCGUGAUCGCCGAGCCGGAGACCAAAGUCGUGAGAAUCGAGCCUGAUUGCGAGUUCCUGAUCUUGGCCUCCGAUGGGCUGUGGGAUAAGGUUUCCAAUCAAGAAGCACUUGAUCUGAUCCGCCAUCUGUGCACUGAUGCCGAGAAACCAAAGCCAGCCUUAGCCUGCAAUCAACUCGCAGAGUUGGCUGUGAGGAGGGGCUCCAUGGAUGACAUCAGCGUCAUGAUCGUCCAAUUGGCUCGUUUCCUCCAUUGAUUCCACACAAGAGAAGAAGCUCCAAAUCUUGCCCCGACUGAAAAUUAUGCUGACGCGGAGCUAAUCGAGCACUGCAUCAACAUAAAACCACGAUCGGAGGAAAAAAUUUGGAGCACAAGCGUGGCGAUGUGUGAUUUGAUAAAUAGAUGAUGACAAUGAUAUGUAAGAACAUUUACGUUUUGAGCAAUUAGGUAGCGGUAGAAAGAAGGCCAGCCGCAGGAGCUGAUUAAAUCGUAUGUAGAUAAAUACGUAGCCACGACUCGCAUACUUAUAGUUGCUUGGUUCAGAAAAUGUUCGACAGUACUAAUCAUCUAAAUUUCAUACUUCCAACUUGUUUAUAGAUUUCACAAAGAAUGAAAAUCGUCAGUGAUAUAAUUUCACUAAAUUUACUUAAAUUCCACUCACUCUUUUAAUUUUGGGACCAACACCAGAAUUUCCCGUAAUGAUUAGUUAAUUACACUAUCUUAUUCUAUCCAGCCAUUGUAAAUAUGCAUGGUUAGUGAACACUAAUCCAUCGAGUGAUCGAGAUUAUAAUGGUUGGCUACUUGGCUAGGAGUCAAAAAAACGGUAACAAACUAACAUUUUCGAUUUGGGUCUUUGGUGGGUUGGGUCCAGCACAAGAAGUUGGCCAGUCGUAUUUAGCGGCCGGCCGACUAGUUGGUUGUUGUAACUUGUAAUGUUGUCUGCACUCUUUUUUUUUUUCUUUCUUUUUCUUUUUCCCUGAUUGUUAUCGUUUUGCUUUCCACUGGAUGAAUGGUUGGUUUAUAAUUGGGGUCAUAAAGUGGGGACGCGAUAUGGAGACCAAUUAUAAGUUGCAUAAAUUCCAUUCUUUUAAAGCGAAGUCAACUCCCGAAUAAUGUACAAUUAAUAAAGACUCAAAUAAAUAGUGGGUUUACAAGCGAGACGAGCAAUUGCAACUGCUUGAACUUGUCCAUAAAAAAAAAAAAAAAACUGUUUGAUCCCAUUGUUUGAUUGGACCUACAGCCUAUGCACCCUCCACUACUAACACAUAUUUCCGCUAUGGGCUGAAUUGUUGAAGGUCAUGUGGCCGACAAGUAAAGUUGGGCCUGUGUUCUAGUCUGCUGCUGCAUUUGGUUAUCUUCGGCCCAGUUAUUUGAGUUGCGCCAUAGUGGACAUUGGGGUUGUAGUAGUUUAGAAUUGCUUUCUUUUGUAUCAAUUUUUUUUGUUGCGAAAUGCACCUAUUAUUCGAUUUUUCUUUUUGUCUACCUCAAUCUCUGGAAUCCUAAGUUGAACAUUUGAAUAUUGAUGUUAUAUAAGUGUGUGUGAAUUUUCACUAUAUGUUGGAUCUAAUUACGACAUGUUACUUUGGUGUAAAUAUUAUAUGUUAUAACUCAUAUGUUAGAUGAGAUUUGAUAUAAUUUAUCAGGAUAAGUAUAUAAUAACUCUUUUCAUAUUUUCUGGCUAAAACUGGUGACCCAUUAACUUUUGACCCAUUAGCUCGAUCGAGUCCGGGUCAGCCCGCAGGUUGACAACCUUGAUUUCUGGUUUUUUUUAGUUCACGGUUUCUUUUUUAACUUGGAAUUAGUUUCUUAAUUCUUAAGAUUUGAAUAAUGAUAAAUGAUUAAA
Messenger RNA from Linum trigynum, 4035 nucleotides. NCBI's taxonomy places the organism in Eukaryota, Viridiplantae, Streptophyta, Magnoliopsida, Malpighiales, Linaceae. The record is from the annotation of a GenBank genome assembly.